GGCGGAAGGCGGCGGGGGGGAUAUCGGGGACUCGGCCAUGGCGACGGGGGGAGGAGGCGGAGGAGGAGGCGGCGUGAGGCGGAGGAGGACGGCGGGGCUCCCGCGGUGGUGCUGGAAAACCUGCUACUUUCCCAUUUUGUUCUGGGUGGUUUCGGUGUGCGGAGAAGAGAAGACGUUCAUUGUGGAGAUGUGGCUGAAGAACUACGGCUACCUGCUGCCUCAUGACGUCCGUGCGUCCGACCUGCGACAGGAGAAAGCCAUGCAGUCCGCAGUUGCUGCCAUGCAGCGCUUCUACGGAAUUCCUGUAACGGGAAUACUGGACCAUACAACCAUAGAGUGGAUGAGGAAGCCUCGCUGUGGUGUGCCCGACCAUCCUCACACCAGCCGGCGGCAAAGAAAUAAACGUUAUGCCCUAACGGGACAGAAAUGGAGAGAGAAGAAGAUCUCCUACAGCAUAUCUAAUUUCACCCCAAAAGUGGGAGAGAAGGACACCCAGAGAGCGAUCCGCCAAGCUUUCAUUGUGUGGCAGACCGUCACGCCGCUCUCCUUCGAGGAAGUGCCAUACUCAGAGAUCAAAAACGAGGGCAAAGAGGCCGACAUCAUGAUCUUCUUUGCCUCUGGUUUCCAUGGUGACAGCUCUCCAUUUGAUGGGGAGGGUGGUUUCCUGGCCCACGCCUACUUUCCAGGCCCCGGCAUCGGCGGAGACACACACUUUGACUCAGAUGAGCCGUGGACGCUGGGAAACGCCAACCAUGACGGUAACGAUUUGUUCUUAGUGGCGGUCCAUGAGCUAGGACACGCAUUGGGUUUGGAGCACUCCAACGAUCCCAGCGCCAUUAUGGCGCCUUUCUACCAGUACAUGGACACGCACAACUUCAAACUGCCUCUGGACGACCUGCAGGGCAUCCAAAAAAUCUACGGUAUCCCCACAGCCAUGCUGGAACCCACCAGGCCAUUACCUACUCUGCCUUCUCGACGGACACAUUCCACCUCCGAAAGGAAGCACGAUGGUCAUUCCCGUCCAGCACGCCCACCAACAGGCGACCGGCCUGCUCUGCCUGGCAACGGAAAACCAAACAUCUGCGAUGGCAGCUUUAACACUGUGGCCUUCUUCAGGCGGGAGAUGUUUGUCUUCAAGGACCGAUGGUUUUGGCGUCUGCGGAACAACAAGGUGCAGGAGGGCUACCCAAUGCAGAUCGAUCAGUUCUGGAAGGGCCUGCCGCCUCGGAUUGACGCUGCAUAUGAGAGAUCUGACGGAAAAUUUGUCUUCUUCAAAGGUGAUAAGUACUGGGUGUUUAAGGAGGUCACGGCCGAGCCGGGUUACCCUCACAGCCUGAUGGAGCUGGGCAGCUGCCUCCCCAAAGACGGCAUCAACACGGCGCUCCGCUGGGAACCAGUCGGCAAGACGUACUUCUUCAAAGGGGACCAGUACUGGCGCUACAAUGAGGAAAAGCGCACGGCGGAUCCAGGAUACCCCAAACCCAUCACUGUGUGGAAGGGAAUCCCAGAGGGACCUCAGGGGGCCUUCAUCAGCAGGGAGGGAUACUACACCUACUUCUACAAAGGCAAGGAGUACUGGAAAUUCGACAACCAGAAGCUGACUGUGGAACCUGGCUAUCCAAAGUCCAUCUUGCGCGACUGGAUGGGCUGUGACCAGUCUGACAUGGAACACGGGGGCGUUAACGGCAACCGAGGUGACCGCCAGCUGCCCCUCGAUGACGUGGACAUCAUGGUGACUAUCAACGACGUGCCGACCACGGUCAACGCCAUCGCUGUGGUGAUCCCCUGCAUCCUGUCGCUUUGCAUCCUGGUCCUAGUUUAUACCAUCUUUCAGUUCAAAAACAAAGGCGUGCAGCAGAACGCCAUAACGCAGCCCUACUACAAAUACCCCGUCCAGGAGUGGGUAUGACACGGAACACU
Molecule: messenger RNA, 1920 nt
Organism: Thalassophryne amazonica
Lineage: Eukaryota; Metazoa; Chordata; Actinopteri; Batrachoidiformes; Batrachoididae
Gene: mmp24
Product: matrix metallopeptidase 24
Exons: 10
Coding region: 38-1909 (623 amino acids)
Biological process (GO): collagen catabolic process; extracellular matrix organization; proteolysis
Cellular component (GO): extracellular matrix
Molecular function (GO): metalloendopeptidase activity; zinc ion binding
Source: RefSeq, a predicted model, not a curated record